Molecule: messenger RNA, 387 nt
Organism: Ostertagia ostertagi
Lineage: Eukaryota; Metazoa; Nematoda; Chromadorea; Rhabditida; Trichostrongylidae
Source: the annotation of a GenBank genome assembly
AUGGACAAGAACAUCCCGCCCUCCUCCAUCGCCGUCAUAACCUUUUACAAGGACCAACAACGACUCCUGGAACAGCCAGCCGCUUGCAUCGGAGUUCGUCUGCACACCGUGGACUCCGUACAGGGUUAUGAGAUGGACACUUGUUUCUCCACUCGACUCGAACUCGAUUGGAACAAUCCUCCGGUGAAUUCCUUAGACGACCUCAAACGGAUGAACGUCGCGCUCACCCGCUGUCGUCACGGCCUAUUCAUUUUAGGACACGUCACCGCACUCCGCUCACUUUCCAAUUGGGCACGCAUACUGCGACGGGCCGCCGCAAAGAACGUCAUCAUCAGCCCUUCUUCGCUUCCGGAGCUAUUCUUUCGAAUAUGCUCCUUCCGACGCAUG